Molecule: messenger RNA, 1869 nt
Organism: Penaeus vannamei (Pacific white shrimp)
Lineage: Eukaryota; Metazoa; Arthropoda; Malacostraca; Decapoda; Penaeidae
Source: RefSeq, a predicted model, not a curated record
AUGCCCCCGCCAGAAGCCCUCCCUGGUCGGCAAAAUGCCACAGAAGAGAACCUCCAGCUCUCCUUCCCUUCCCCCGCAGGAGUGCCGGCCAACGCGAUCCUCGAGAUGUUCGGGAAGAUGUUUUUCCAGUUUUGUCAAGAAUCGGGAUACGACACCAUCCUGCAGGUCCUCGGGGCCACCGUCAGCGGCUUCCUGCAGAACCUGGAUGCCCUGCACGAUCACUUGCAGCUCAUCUACCCGGGCAUGAAAGCGCCCAGUUUCCGGUGCACUCAGAGGGACGAGGAUGGCGCCCUCAUCCUCCACUACUACUCGGAUCGGCCGGGACUCGAAAGGAUAGUCAUCGGCAUCGUCAAGGCCGUGGCGUCCCAGCUGCACGGGACGGAGGUGGAGGUGGAGAUCCUGCGGCGGCGCGAGGAGGAGGACCACGUGCAGUUCCUCAUCACCGAGAAGGACACGCAGGCCAGGGUCCACAUCACCGACCAGAAGCCCAUGAGGGGGAGAUACAGUAUGAGUAUUGGAUAUAGCACUAGUGACAGUAGUAACAGAAAGUCCAAGAUAAGUCCCCGGACCUUCUGCCAAGUGUGUCCCUUCCACCUGAUGUUCGACCGGGAACUGAGGAUCCACCAGGCAGGGUUUUCCAUCGCCAGAGUGCUGCCGGCGGUCAGGCACAAGGAUGCCACUCUCGACAGCCUCUUCGAUGUGGUCCGGCCUCACAUGGGACUGACCUUCGACAACAUCUUGUCUCACAUCAACACCAUCUACGUCUUGAGAACCAGGGAAGCACUCAUCACGACCCGUGGCGACAACCGCGACUUAGGCUCCGACCAGGGCUGCCUCAGACUCAAGGGCCAGAUGAUCUACCUUCCGGAGACGGAGCUGAUGCUGUACGUGUGCUCGCCCUCUGUUCUCAACCUCGACGACCUCUACCGCAAGGGCCUCUAUCUCUCGGACAUCCCUCUCCACGACGCCACUCGAGACCUCGUCCUCCUCAGCGAGAAGUUCGAGGCCGAGUACAACCUCACGACGAAUUUGGAGAUUUUGACCGAUAAGCUUCAACACACUUACCGCGAGCUGGAGAGCGAACGACAGAAAACGGAUAAGCUCUUGUACUCAGUCCUGCCCAUCAGUAUUGCCAACGAGCUCCGACACAAGCGCCCUGUUCUCCCUCGCAGAUAUGAGGUGGUAACACUGCUCUUUUCAGGGAUCGUCGGCUUCUCAGACUACUGCUCGAGACACACGGACAUCGCGGGCGCCUCCAAGAUCGUCAAGAUGCUCAAUGACCUCUACACGGCCUUCGACUGCCUCACGGACGAGAAGAAAAACCCGAACGUGUAUAAGGUGGAGACCGUAGGAGACAAGUACAUGGCGGUGAGCGGCCUCCCCGAGACGUGCGACCACCACGCCCGCUGCAUCUGCAACCUCGCCCUCGACAUGAUGGACAAGGCCGAGGGCGUCAUCGUGGACGGGCAGAAAGUGCGCAUCACGAUCGGCAUCCACUCCGGCGAGGCGGUGACGGGCGUGAUCGGCCAGAGGAUGCCUCGCUACUGCCUCUUUGGCAACACUGUCAACAUCACCUCGAGGACGGAGACGACGGGAGAGAAGGGAAGGAUAAACGUGUCGGAAGUGGCUUAUAAAUACCUCCAAGAACCCCAGAACUACGACGCGAAAUUCGUGUUCACCUACCGGGGUCCCGUGCCGAUGAAGGGCCGCAAGGAACCCAUGCAGGUGUGGUUCCUCAACAGGAGAAGACCCGGGGCGGACGCAGGAGCUCAGCAGUAGAGAUUUUUAGUUUUAGGUCUAGAGCUUAAUGGAGCUUGAACUUGGCUAGUUUUUGGAGAUGAGAGAAAGUGCGGGAAUCUCCCAAAACGG